AGUCGAUAUUUAUUAGCCUAAAAUAAUGUCGAUUAAUCCCGUUUUGGCCCAAGAUAUACACACAAAGCAACUCAUGCCGAGCUGCUGCCCCGGCGAGGCCAUGCUUUUGUGCCGCUCUGGUACCAAAUUGACCCUUAAACUUGCAAACAGGACUCUGAGUGGGUGCGGAGACACAUUUUUAACUACACAUCGUAUUGUAUUUGUAAAGAAACAGGACCAGGACUUCAGAAGGGAGUUCACUAGCAUAAGUCUGCCGUAUGCCUUGCUAUCAGAGCCCAGGUUUCACCAGCCGAUUUUUAAAUCAAAUCACUUUGACGGCAAGAUUCAGUCGGAAUUUGGCCAACCGAACCCAUUGGAGAGUGAUGGGCUAUUCUCGAUCAUAUUCAAGGGAGGUGGAUGUGCUCUCUUCUUGAAGGGAUUCUACAUGUUUUAUGCCAAGGUGCACAACGACCCUUCAUUUCAAUCCGUAUCGGAUCCAUUUUGUGACAUUUCAAGCGAUAGGUGUGCGUUCAUCGAUCCAAACGACCCUUCCAGGGUCUACUUUACACAACCUCAAACCGCUCCAGUCCCUGGAGAGACGACGACAACUUCCAACGCUGAGCAAGACGGACAAGUUAUUCAACUCACCGAUGGCCGCGAAGCUCCGCAAGGACCCAGCGCUCCUGACUUGGUAGCGGUGAGGAACCUUGGCACAACUGUGGGAACCGGAAGCCUGAGGUUUAUGUGAUCACUUUGCCAAAUGUAUAGGCGCUAUGUAGCAUAGAAUAUUUUGCCUUGAAA
Molecule: messenger RNA, 780 nt
Organism: Theileria equi strain WA
Lineage: Eukaryota; Apicomplexa; Aconoidasida; Piroplasmida; Theileriidae
Exons: 4
Coding region: 26-727 (233 amino acids)
Biological process (GO): positive regulation of DNA-templated transcription
Cellular component (GO): nucleus
Molecular function (GO): transcription coactivator activity; chromatin DNA binding
Source: RefSeq, a predicted model, not a curated record